AUGGCCGACUUCCUUCUCUUCGAGGGCCCCAUGGGCUACUCGCUUUUCAAAGUCGCCCACCAGGGAGACUCUGUGGGCAAUCGUUUGAAAGAAGUCCAGGAUGGUGUCAAUGAUCUUGCUAAGUUUGGCAAGAUGGUCGAACUCUCGAGUUUCUUGCCCUUUGAAAACAACAAGCAGGCCCUCGGUGAAAUCAACGACGUCUCGGAAGGUGUUGCAUCCGAAACCCUGGUUUCUUUCCUGGAUCUCAACCUUCCCAAACCGAGCAAGAAGAAGAAGGUGGUUCUGGGUCUCGCCGACAAGGCUUUGGCGGGAAGCAUCAAGUCAGCCUUCCCCUUCGUGGAUUGCGAGACCGGCGACACCAGCGAAGUCGUCCAGGACCUGCUCCGUGGUAUCCGCCUGCAUGCCGGCAAGCUGCUGAAGCAACUGCGCGAGGGAGAUAUGGACACGGCGCAGCUCGGUCUUGGUCACGCUUACUCUCGCGCCAAGGUCAAGUUCUCGGUCCAGCGCGAUGACAAUCACAUCAUCCAGGCGAUCGCUAUCUUGGAUCAGCUUGACAAGGCCAUCAACACCUUCUCCAUGCGUGUGCGCGAAUGGUACUCGUGGCACUUCCCUGAGUUGGUCAAGAUUGUGUCCGACAACCAGCGCUAUGCCCAGAUUGCACUCUUUGUGAAGGAUAAGAAGUCACUGACCGACGAGAGCCUGCACGAUGUCGCUGCGCUCGUCGAGGAUGACGAGGGCGUCGCUCAAAGCAUCAUCGAUGCCGCCAAGCACAGCAUGGGUCAGGAGAUCUCUGAGGCAGAUAUGGAGAACGUCAUCUCUUUUGCUGAGCGAGUAGUCAGCUUGUCCAAGUACCGCAAGUCGCUCUACUCCUACUUGGUGGCCAAGAUGAGCGUCGUCGCACCCAAUCUUGCCGCUCUGAUCGGAGAAGUUGUUGGAGCUCGCCUGAUCUCCCACGCUGGCAGUCUGACCAACUUGUCCAAGUACCCUGCGUCUACGGUCCAGAUUCUCGGCGCUGAGAAGGCUCUCUUCCGUGCCCUGAAGACCAAGGGAAACACCCCCAAGUACGGUCUGCUGUACCACUCGUCUUUCAUCGGGCGGGCUGGCCCUAAGAACAAGGGAAGAAUCUCGCGUUUCCUUGCCAACAAGUGCUCCAUUGCCUCUCGCAUUGACAACUUCUCUGAGGCCCCGUCGACCAAGUUCGGAGAGGCUUUGAAGAACCAGGUUGAGGAGCGCCUGGAGUUCUACGUUUCUGGUGCCGCCCCUACCAAGAACGAGACCGCUAUGAAAUCUGCCAUGGAUGCCGUGCUGGCCGAUUUGGAUGUUGAUGCUGACCAAAGCGACGAGGAAAUGGCGGACGCCGAUGCUAAGGUGGAAAAGAAGGAGAAGAAGGAGAAGAAGGACAAAAAGGACAAGAAAGAAAAGAAGGAGAAGGCCGACAAGAGCGACAAGAGCGAGAAGAAGAAGAAGAGAAAGUCGGACGCCGGCGAGGGCGAGUCGGACAAGAAGAAGAAGCGCAAGCAUGACACGGAUGCGGAGCCUUCGAAGAAGAAGCAGAAGGCAUAG
Messenger RNA from Penicillium alfredii, 1563 nucleotides. RefSeq names its product snoRNP complex protein NOP56 (gene sik1). Gene Ontology annotation, molecular function: snoRNA binding. The record is from RefSeq and is a predicted model, not a curated record. Bases 1 to 1563 code for a protein of 520 amino acids. Lineage: Eukaryota; Fungi; Ascomycota; Eurotiomycetes; Eurotiales; Aspergillaceae. Gene Ontology annotation, cellular component: box C/D methylation guide snoRNP complex; small-subunit processome. The transcript is spliced from 3 exons.